UAUGAUUGUUCGAAUUGAUGUUGUUGUUGUUGUCUGACCUUUGUUGUUUUUUCGGAUUGAAAAUCCAAAUUUAAAGAUUUUUAUUCAAUAUAAAUCGAUUAAUCGAAAAUAAUGGCUCAUAUAGCCGAUUAUUUAAAACGUGAUCUUUUGUCGCAUACACGACGUGUGCAAAAUCUUUACAAACGAUGUGUUCGUAAUGAAGAAAGUUUUGUUAAGGAUAAAGGUGAUAUACAAUUCGUUUGGGCAACUGUACGUGCAGAAUUCGAAAAACAUCGUCAUGUAAAAGAUUUACGUGUGGCAAAAUUAUUGAUCGAUGAUGGUGAACGACGUUUAUUCGAACAUCAACAUCCGAAACCGAAAAAAUUUAUUUUUUCACCCGGAGGUUUAAUGUUUGAACGUGAGCAUAUCUACGAUAAUUCUCUUUUGGAUCUAUGGCAUCCACUUGAAAAAGCUCAAUAUCCAUAUUAUUUUGAACGUCGUGAACAAUUGAAAAAAGAAUACAUUCAAAAUUGGGAGAAAAAUUCAAAUGGCAAUUCGGACGAUCAAAAACAACAUUCGCAUUAGAAUUUUAUUAUGAUUAUUCUGUACACAUUGU
This is a messenger RNA of Dermatophagoides pteronyssinus (European house dust mite), 595 nucleotides long. It is a transcript of the gene ND-B22, whose product is annotated as NADH dehydrogenase (ubiquinone) B22 subunit. Gene Ontology annotation, biological process: mitochondrial electron transport, NADH to ubiquinone. NCBI's taxonomy places the organism in Eukaryota, Metazoa, Arthropoda, Arachnida, Sarcoptiformes, Pyroglyphidae. The record is from RefSeq and is a predicted model, not a curated record. Gene Ontology annotation, cellular component: respiratory chain complex I.